GGCGCGUUGGUUCUUGCGCGUUACCCAAGGUCCUCUGGAUAGCCCGUGGCCUUUUUGGCGAGUGUGCGGGGAGGUGGACAGAGAGAGCGCAUAGAGUGCGCGGUGAUCGAUCCUUCGGGAUCCCGAGGAGCUAACACAUAUCCCACCCUCGGAGUGUUCCAAGGAGUGCGUGUACCCUGUGAGUCCAUCUAUCCUACAGACCAUUCCGUGCUACUCCAGAAGAAGAAGAAAAGGAAGAACAAAAAGAAGAAGAACGCCGAUGGUGGCUAUUUGGUGCGAGCGUGUGUGUUAGUGUUCAACCGUCAAUCAACAACCUAGCUACCAAUCAACCGUUCAAUCUAUCAGUACCCAUGCUCCUUGCUCCUUGACAGCAACCAACAGUAGUAGCAGUAGCUUCAUGCCGAGUAUCUACGCAGCAGCAGUGGGUGAAGCAAGAGAAUACAAGGUUUAAGCUCCUAGAACAACAUCUGAACGUUUUCCAUUCACACCAGUCCAUAUGCGUGUGUGCAGUGUCAAAAGCAAUAAAUAGCAGUAGACAGUUGUUGCGAACGAAGCGAGGUGGCGAAGACGAUACGUAUCUGAAAAGGGCGUUGUUGUCUCUCGUCGGUGCGCAGCAUCCCUUCCCGUCACAACGCGCGCGCGGGCGUGUGUGCGUACGCACUUGCAUCUUGGUGUGCGUGCAUGCAUGCGUGCGUAAGAAGUGGGUAGUAGUGCAGUGCAGGAAGUGACGAUCGCGACCGGAGUUCUUCUACUCCUCUAGAGCGCAUCUUGCAGCCAGCUAGCCAGCGCCCAUCCCAUGUGUUUCGUGCGCCGCCAGGCAGGUGACCAGGUGACAGGUUGGUAAAGGAGAGGGGAGGGCGAGGUCGGAUAGGGAGGCGGCGAUGCAUCGCUGGCCAUCGGCCCAGGUGUCCUCGGUCCACUGUGGUCCGGUGCCGCGCCAACAGGGCACCAUCGCUCGCACCAUGGGGAAAGGAUAUAAGAGAAAAUGCUAAACAGUGCCCUGGAGUCGGACGACGACGACGUGCAGGACGAGGUGCGAGACAGUAAGCGGUAGUGGUGCUGGUGCUGUUGGUGGCUCUAACGCCGAAGAGCAAAGACAAAUCGUGUGGGGGAGAGGGCCGUGUGCCACACCUGUCCUGUAGUGGGUGGGCGCUCUGCAUCCACCACCCCUAAAAAAGAAGAAACACUGUGCAGUGUGUGUGUAUGUGUGUGUGUGUUCUUGUAAAAGACCGCACAGAUAAAAAAGGACGCAACAAGAAAAGGGAGAAUAGGGAGGACUAGUGAACCACCAACCCAACCAGGAGCCCCUGCACAAGAGGGUGCGAGGUUGCUUAAAAAUGCAGCAGCAGCGGAAAGUGGGCACCGGCAGCCGGUGGCCCGGUGUGAUGGCCGUCGGGGUGUUGGUACUACCGCUGCUCGUCCUGCUCCUUGAUGUCGCGCUAUGUGAAGAGCAAACGACUGAAGUGUCGGCCGAUGGCCUAGAUGGGGCGUCUUCUUCCGGCAAGCUAGGACAACAGCAGCUGCAGCACAGCGGUCCGAACAAGCUCGGUGCCGCGUGGCAGAUCUUCGGUUCGAAUGGUAUGCGCCAGUCGGAGGGGCGGCUGGUGAAGGCAAAGCAGCGGAAGACGAAGCAACACCAAAAAGAUCCGGGCAGCCGACCACCGCUGCCACCAGGCAAGAUCAUGAUGGCGCCGCCACGGCGUCGGAACAGCUUCAACCACAACGCUUCGGUCGCAAUCGUCCGGAGUGCCGGCCUAUCGCACCAUCCGAUCGGUGGCAUCGGUGGCAACGCUGGUGGUGGUGCUAGCGGUGUGUACGGCUCGCUCUCACACUAUGACACUCUGUACGGGGUCCGUGGUGUGGAGCGGCGGGACAACGAUGGUUUCCGGCCAUUCGAGCGCUUCGGACCGGUUGGCCAAAUCGGCGGUUACCACCGGCACCCGGAGGACGACAUCUUUCGGUCGGACGACGAACUGCUACUAGAAUCGACUGGCGGCGGUGGUGGUGAUGGGGCCGGGGCGGAUCUGUCGGUUGUCGGCGGGGGCCCUGUCGGUGGCCUGCAGCACUGCGACAUCAAGUGCGAACCGCGCGAGUUCCUGUGCGACAAGAGCUGCGCCUGCAUCCACAUGGAUCUGCACUGCGACGGGCAGGCGGACUGCGUGCUGAUAGAGGACGAGCAGAACUGCGAGGUCGUCCACCAGCUGCUGGCCCAGCAGAUCAAGGACAACUGUGAGACGAGCGGUACGCACGUGAUCUGCGCCACCACGCAUACCUGCAUCUCGCGCGAUUGGCUGUGCGACGGCGACGACGACUGCGGUGACUAUACUGACGAGACGCACUGCGGCUCCCGUCUUGACUGUACCGAUGGGAAGUUCGAGUGCCAGAAUGGAAUGUGCAUACCGCACGAUUGGGUCUGCGACGGUGAUAACGAUUGCAAUGACCUGUCGGACGAGCGCAACUGUACCAAACAGUGUACCCGGGACGAGUUCCGGUGCAAGGACGGUUCGUGCAUCUCAGCCUCGUUCCUAUGCGAUGGUGAGACGGAUUGCAUCGACGAAUCGGACGAGGCGAACUGUGACCAGCCGAUGCAGAAUUGCCCGGAGGGCGAGUACAAGUGCAAGGGUGCGCUCGGUGGCAUGGGUGGCCCCGGGGGCCGGUGCGUGCUACUGCGGUUCCGGUGCGACGGUGACAACGACUGUGGUGACUGGAGCGACGAGGAGAACUGUCCAAAAAAACAGGUCGACUGUAUGAUCAACGAGUUCCGCUGCGACGACGGUGACUGCAUACCGCUCCAGUGGCGCUGCGACGACAAGCAGGAUUGCAACAACGGAGAGGACGAGAAGAGCUGCCCGGUCGAUCGGGUGGCCGGCCAUGUCUGCUCGCAUGACGAGUACACCUGCAAGGACGGUCGCUGCAUACUGCGUACGUGGGUUUGCGAUGGAGCGGCCGACUGUCGGCGAGGCGAGGAUGAGCAGGACUGUGACAUCAAGUGCGAGCUGAACCAGUUCCUCUGCCCGACCGGCACCAGAAACAGUAGCCGCGACUCGGUAUGCAUCAAUCAGAAGCACGUGUGCGAUGGCCAUAGCGACUGCGCGAACGGUGAAGAUGAGCAACGGUGUCCGAUAGCGCAUCCUUGCGGUGCGCACGCCCGCUGCGAGCAACUGUGCGUGACGGCGUACAGCGGCCGAGAGGAGUGUAUGUGCCGGCCGGGUUGGCUGCUGCACGGGAACGGCUACAACUGUACUGAUAUCGACGAGUGUGCGAUCACGAGCACACCGGUCUGUUCGCAGCAGUGCACGAACGUGGCCGGUAGCUUCCGGUGUUCGUGUCAACCCGGUUACGUGCUGCGGCCGGACCAACGGACCUGCAAAGCGGUUGGCGGUUCGGUGAAGCUGCUGAUGGCGAACCGGGCCGACAUCCGGCAGGUAUCGCUCAGCAACAACCAGUACACGUCGAUCGCAAAAGGGCUGCCGAAUGCGAUCGCACUCGAUUACCACUACCGGCAGGAUCUGUUGUUCUGGACCGACGUCUCGAUCGACGUCAUCAAGCGCUCGCACCUGAACGGCAGUGGCGUCCGGGACGUGGUCAAGUGGGGCCUCGAGUCACCAGGCGGGUUAGCCGUCGACUGGAUCCACGAUCUGCUAUUCUGGACCGACUCGGGGACACGGCGCGUCGAAGUGUCCACCCUCGAUGGGCAGAUGCGUGCCGUCAUAGCGGCCAACGAGCUGGACAAACCCCGGGCCAUUGCCGUGCAUCCGGGGCGCGCCACCGUCUUCUGGACCGACUGGGGCACCAGUCCACGGAUCGAGCGCGCCUACAUGGAUGGAUCGGAGCGGCAGACCCUGAUCUCGGAGGCCAUCUUCUGGCCAAACGGGCUGACAAUCGAUUACACCAGCGACCGGCUGUACUGGGCAGACGCGAAGCACGUCAUUGAGAGUGCCGGGCUGGAUGGGCGCGGUCGGCGGAAGAUCCUGAGCAACAACCUACCGCACCCGUUUGCGCUCGCCCUGUUCGAGGACUCGAUGUACUGGACCGAUUGGCACACAAAAACCAUCUCCACGGCGAGCAAGGUGAAUGGGCGUGGGUUCCGCGUCGUGCACGAAGGGCUCCACUUCCCGAUGGGCAUCCAGAGUUACCAUCCGUCACGUCAACCGGACUACCCGAACCGCUGCCCACUGACGGGUGGGUGGCGCGGUGGCUGCUCGCAUCUUUGCCUCCCCAACCGGGCCCACAGACGCUGCGCCUGCCCGAUCGGCCUUACGCUCCGGGCGGACCAGCGCACCUGCUCGACUGUACCGAAUAAACUGUUGCUGAUCGUGCGCAAGAAGGAUGUCCGAGUGCGGCAGCUCGACAGCCUGAACCCGGUCGAUAUGGUGCUACCACUCGAUGGCAUCAAGUCGACGGUGGCGGUCGAUUGGUGUAGCCGAACGAACGUCAUCUACUGGACGGACGUCGGCAAGAGCAUGAUCAGCCGGGCGUUCAUUAAUGGUAGCGGCCAGGAGCCGAUCAUUCGCUCGAACCUCAUCUCACCGGCCGGCCUUGCGUUCGAUUGGAUCACGGAGAAGAUUUAUUGGACUGAUCCGGGCACGAAUCGGAUCGAAGCGGCCACGACCGAUGGACGCCACCGAGUGCUCCUCAUCUGGGAACGGUUGGAUAAGCCGCGCGACAUCGUCGUACAUCCGGGUGAAGGGUACAUGUUCUGGUCGGACUGGGGCUCGAAUCCGCUCAUCGAACGGGCCGGCAUGGACGGGAGCGGCCGGUUCACGCUCGUCAGCGAGAACCUGCAGUGGCCGAACGGGUUGGCGCUCGAUGUGGACAAGCAGCGGCUCUACUUCCUGGACGGUGGCACCAAAUCGCUCGAGUACGUUAACUACGACGGCACGGGAAGGAAUCGGUUGCUGCAGGAAGGCCUCCACCAUCCGUUCGGGCUAGAUGUGUACGAACGGCGUGUCUACUGGACCGACUGGGAUACGCACAGUAUCCAGGUGGCGGACAUGUACACCGGGCGGGAUCGGCGCACCAUCCUCGCCAACAAUAGCGACCUCAUGGACAUCCGGGUGUUUCACCGAAACCGGCGAACCGAUGGGCCGAACCCGUGCGCCCACAACAACGGUGGCUGCUCCUACAUCUGUUUGCUCAACCCAACCAGCUACAGCUGCGCCUGCCCCAUCGGUAUCCAGCUCAAGGACAAUGGCAAGACGUGCAAGGCAGGACCGUCGAACUACCUGAUCUUCGCCCACCGGACCGAGGUCCGGCAGGUGUCGCUGGACAGUGACUACCAGAUCGACGUGGUGCUCCCGCUGCCACCGAUCUCGAACGUGGUCGCCCUUGAUGUGGACCGGCGGACAGGGGAGAUCUACUGGGCCGAUACGAUCGAGGACGUGAUCAUGCGCUCCACACCCGACGGUAUGCGCAUCAAGCAGAUCUAUAGUGAAAGCAUGACCAGCGUCGACGGGUUGGUGAUCGAUUCGAUUGGCCGCAAGCUUUACUGGACGGACGCAGGGCGCAAGGUGCUGGAGGUGAGCGACUUGGAGGACGGCUCCCGCAGUGCGCUGAUCUGGCGCGAGCUAGAGCAACCACGGGGCAUCGCGCUGGACUACGAGUCCGGACUGCUGUUCUGGUCGGACUGGGGUGCAUACCCACGGAUCGAGCGCGCCAACAUGGACGGUGAAGCGCGGGUCAACCUGAUCAGCGAGGGGCUCGGUUGGCCGAACGGGCUAGCGGUGGACCGGGCGCAACGGCGCAUCUACUGGGCCGACGCGCAUAUGAAGACGAUCGAGUCGUGCAGCCUCACUGGUACGUUCCGGGCCCGGCUAGCCGAGAACCUGCCACAUCCGUAUGCACUGGCCGUCACCGCGCAUCACAUAUACUGGACGGACUGGAUCACGAAGGCGCUCCACACGGUGCCGAAGGUGGGGCCGGCGACGCACCCGAUCCGCAACGUCACACACGGGCUCGAGGGCCUGAUGGACGUAAAGGUGGUCCAGGAGAACGAUGGCCGACAGCUGGAGAACAUAUGCGGUCCGACGAACGGUGGCUGCUCGCACCUGUGCCUCCGCAACCCGACCGGCUACAGUUGCAAGUGCCCGACCGGGCUGACCAUGCGCGAUGGUAGCACCACCGACUGCAAAACCCUGCCCGAUGAGUUUCUGCUGAUUGCGCUACGGUCCGGCAUUGGUCGGAUUUCGCUCGAUACGCCCGACCUGUUCGAUGUUGUGCUGCCGAUCGAGGGAGUGCAUGGGGCGGUGGUGUUGGACUACCACUACGACAGCAUGCAGCUGUAUUACGCCGACGUGAACGUGGAUGCGAUCCGUCGCAUCAACAUGCUCAACUACUCCGACACGCAGGUGGUGGUGGCGAGCGAACUGAACACCCCGAACGGUAUUGCGGUGGACUGGCUGGCCGACAACCUUUACUGGACCGAUACGGCGCUGAAGAAGAUCGAGGUGGCCCGGCUGGACGGUUCGAACCGGAAGGCGGUCCUCACCGACGGGCUCGAUGAUCCGCACUCGAUCAUCCUCUAUCCGAAGCGAGGCUUCCUGUUCUGGGCCGACUGGGGCGCAACGCCCAAGAUCGAGCGGGCUUACAUGGACGGCAGUGGACGGCGGAAUAUCAUCGACUUCGAGCUCGGUUUCCCCACCGGCCUGGCAAUCGAUUUCGACACCAAGAAGCUGUACUGGGCGGACGCGGUCCAGGAUCGGAUCGAGAUGUGCGACUUCGAUGGGCGCCGGCGGACGCAGGUGGUGGCGCACGCGACGCACCCGUUCGGCUUCACCCUCACCGGUACGCACCUGUUCUGGACGGACUGGUACAACAAGUCGGUACUGCGCGCCCCCAAAGACACCGUCACUAGUGUCGAGGUGGCCCGUUUUAGUCUGCGCGGUGCGCUGGAGGUACGCUCGGUGUCUGGCAGCCGUCAGCCGCACGACUGGAACCCGUGCCGGCGCGACAACGGUGGCUGCAGCCACCUGUGCCUGUUUGCUGAGACGCGCUACGUUUGUGCCUGCCCGGACGUACCUGAUCCGACCGGCCGGCCCUGCCAUCUCGAGCCGACGUCUGUCGUGCCGAUGAAGCCGAACGACGAGAUGCUUUCUGCGUCCGACGAGCGGCCCAUCAAGUCGAACGGCUCUACCGUGCUGAGCAGCAGCAAGAUGCACGCCCAGCUCGUCAUUAUUGCCACCGCCAUCCUUGCGGGUCUGCUCAUCGUCGUGAUCAUCGCCAUUUUGGUACUAAUCGUCAACUCGAAGCGCAAGCAAACGAAAAAGUGCUCACGAAGUGCGAGCGACGUGCUGACCUUUACCAAUCCGAACUAUAACGGGAUGGUCGACAGUCUGUGCACCGGUGCCGAUGUGGCCUCGAUAUCUCGCAACACUAUCUGGAAGCGACUCAAGUACGAUCGGGCACAGGAGCGAGUGUUUGAGGAGAAAUACCUGGGGGUGCAGCACACAGCUGGCACUGGCGGUAUCGGUUGCAUCGGCAGCAGUAAUGGCACCAGCGGCGGUGGUGGCGGGGGUGGCAGCAGUGCCGGCGGCUAUAUGGAGUCUAACGGGAAGCCCACCUCCAUGAUGGCGCCCGCUUCGGCCGCACUUCCUGUCUAACGAGCGCCUGGCGGACCACCUUACCGGACGUUUGUGCGAUCGCGAUGUGCGAGUGAAGGCGAGGUCUUCGUCGCCUAGGCGCAGUAUUCAGGAGCAGGAGAGGGCAGGGUAUGGCAGGGUAGGGAGGCGUGGAGCCGUUGAGGCGAGGCUCACGAUGCGUUAAGACUUUACGACUAAACUCGGCAGCUACUUCGAACUUCAUGUCCAAAGUCUAAACUACUUACAAGAAAGAAAGAGUGAUAAGCAUAUAGACAGAUAGAGAGAGAAAGAGAGAAAGAGAGAAAGAGAGAAAGAGAGAAAGAGAGAAAGAGAGAAAGAGAGAAAGAGAGAAAGAGAGAAAGAGAGAAAGAGAGAAAGAGAGAAAGAGAGAAAGAGAGAAAGAGAGAAAGAGAGAAAGAGAGAAAGAGAGAAAGAGAGAAAGAGAAAAAGAGAGAUAGAGAGAAAAAAAGAGAGAAAGAGAGAAGGAGAGAAAGAGAAAAAGAGAGACAGAGAGACAGAGAGACAGAUAGAAAGAGAGAGAGGCAAUCUAUUCUGAUAGCUCUACCCCUAUUAGACUACUUCUAACUCUUUUCUUCGACACCUCGGGCACUCGUCAGCGAAGACGAGCCAGCAUCUUAAAGGGAUGCAUCCACGAUCACACAUGCGUGACCAAACACGUAACGAGGCGCAUGUUGAUGCUAAGAAUAACCGUCGAUAACUUGCUCGUGAAUUAACGAGCUGGAUUGAAAUUGCUGAUCCCAAAUGAGAAAAGUGUGCCAUAAAAGUGGGACAAAGGCGCGACAUUAACCUGGGACAAAAGCGGGACCUUGUCCCACAAUAUUUAAUAUGGCAUGGCGAACAAUUGUCCUCGAAUCAGUUCCAAACCAACCGGUGCGGUUUUGGUACUGUUCCUAAAGGGUUUUUUCGAGCAUCAGAAAACAUUUUCAUAAUAAUUAUAUUUUCGUAACUAUUUAUGUAUUUAAAUUGGUCACUAUUAGAACAUCACUAAAGCCAUUCGUGGCACAGAAAGGCAAUAAUUAGCUCGGGAAACUCCUUUUAACGACAUCUUCUGCUCGCCAAGAACCUUCCUUCAGUCCUAAUGUCCUCCGUCCUUAACAGCAUCUAUGCCAGCUCCGGCAACUAUUGCAUUGAAAAGACCGUGGAAAAUUCUUGAUUUUUACGAUUAAAAUCACUUUUUAACUGGAACAACUUACCGAACUGCAUUCGCGCUCAACUGUUCUGUUCGGAUUCGAGGCCAUGAACCGAUAAGUUUGUCCCAAAAAUGGCGUGAUGUCCAACUUCCAACCCCGUACCGAUUCAAGUGUCUCAUUAGAAUGCGCUUCGUUAUGUGUUUGGUCGCGCAUGUGUGAUAGUGGAUGCCUGCUUAAACCUCCUCGCGCUAGUGGCUUGGCGAGAGGUAGGGGAAGGCUCAUAACCUAACCUCCUGCACACCAGAACCUCGCUCUGCAGCGCAGUGGGCGCUUUUCCAUGGACAAAGAGUCCAGUAAAACUGCGGCUACACGAUACAUAAAGUUGCGGCUAAACGACAGCGAAUGUUCGACGACGACGAGACGAAUAGUUUGUAUUUUUACGUCAUCCCAUACAAAUGCGCGAACACUUGAUCGCGAACACAUGAAUGCACGUGUAUGUAGCGAAAACACAGCGAAUGAACCUAAACCGCUGUCAUUUCAUAUAAAAAAAACCCUCUAGUGGAGCUCUGGCGAAGCGUUGGCGAAGAAAAAAAAAGGGUUCGUAACGAUUUUGCUCAGAGUGAGCAAAAUCGUCGCGGACCUAUUCGUUUGUCGUGUGGACGCAGUUUAAGGCGCUGCUACACUGAUUGCGGUACGUGCGGUACUUGCGGAAGUCUCGGACGCUUUUUGGCUUGUCAAACACGGUAUCCAACGAGAUUGUUCAGAUUUGCUUUUGUUGCGACACGAGCGGCAGUUGCAGCAGUGUUGUGAUUUUGUACAGAUUUGCCGCACGUACCAGUGUGGCAGCGCCAUUAAAGUAUUCGUGAAUAGUUUUGCUCACUGGAAAAGUCCAUACAAAAAAUCAUACAGUGACUCGAAUCCGAAUUCGUACGGCUAAAGUUGCGUCUAAACAAGAAACGAAUAGGUUCGCGACGAUUUUGCUCACUCUGAGCAAAAUCAUCGUGAAGCCCUUAUUUUCUUCGCCAGAGCUCCCCUAGAGGCCUUUUUUUAUAUGAAAUGACAGCUUUGACAGCAGUUUUCGUUCAUUCGCUGUGUUUCCGCCCCCUACACGUUUUCGCGAAUUUGUAUGGGAUGACGUAAAACUGCAAACAUUCGUCUCGUCGUCGUCGAACAUUCGCUGAACAUUCUCUCUCGUUUAGACGUAACUUAACCCUACGCCAGCUACGCGACGCAAACUCAUGCUCGUACAGCAUUAUUGU
Messenger RNA from Anopheles aquasalis, 9987 nucleotides. RefSeq names its product low-density lipoprotein receptor-related protein 4-like. Lineage: Eukaryota; Metazoa; Arthropoda; Insecta; Diptera; Culicidae. Gene Ontology annotation, molecular function: calcium ion binding; protein binding. The record is from RefSeq and is a predicted model, not a curated record.